Molecule: messenger RNA, 2957 nt
Organism: Salvelinus namaycush (lake trout)
Lineage: Eukaryota; Metazoa; Chordata; Actinopteri; Salmoniformes; Salmonidae
Gene: lrrc41
Product: leucine rich repeat containing 41
Exons: 10
Coding region: 270-2303 (677 amino acids)
Source: RefSeq, a predicted model, not a curated record
AAGUGACUAACCAGAAGUCUACAGGAACCAAACUAUGACCUGUAUCAAUUUGAAGAGAUAUCUGGUGUUUUUUUAAUUAAUACAUUUUUAAAAAACCAUUCGCUGGUUAGUUAGCUCGUUUUUUUGCAUCUUUUUUAGGUGUUAUGCCUAAAUGAUGAAAAAGCGCAGCUGAACUCUUGAGUAUUAGCAAAUAUUCUCUGACUGAAAUCUGUGGAGUUGAUCUGCUGCAUGUUUAUUUAAUCUGCCUCGUUUUUCAUCUGACAUUGAGCAUGCCUGCUCCUUACCUUGAACAAAUUAGAAGAGCCAAGGAGUGGCAGGAUGCCAAAGUUACUUCCACCAUUACACCCACCUUGAAGAAGAUAUGCAUCAAAACAGUGAGUCGUCACAUGGAUGUACUAGACAAGAAAGCUCUUGACCUACCAAUCUCACUGAUCAAGGAGCUCCUGCAGCAUUUAAACAUUGUUGAUCUGGAUAGAAUUCAGCCUGCAGUGAACCGGAAAGGAAUCUCCACCUCCUUUGUGUGGGCAGGAAUAUUGAGAAGAAUCUCUGGGCCUCGCAAAGGGAGUACCAUACUCACCGAAGAUGAAUGGAGGGAGACAAGCAUGCAUAAGCUCUUUAACUUGGCCUUCUAUGGCUUCAGGUUCGGAGGUGAUACAAAAUACCUCCUGAAUGUCAACUUUAACUCCCUUCUCUUAGUCAUGGCCAAAUACAUCCAGCACCUGGUUCUUCGAACAUCACGACCACACGGCUACUUCUUCGCGAGGAGGUCUGUUUUGAGCGUUCUGGAGAAGGGUGUAAGGCGCAUUCAACUGGGAGAGAGCACUCAGCUCAGAGAGUGGCCCAGUGAUGUCUUAUACACCCUGCACCGUUUACUGGACCACGGGGCAGCCCGUGAUGUCAUCAUAAACCAGAGCCCAGAUCCUCGUCUGCUGGCUUGGAUUCUUCACGGCAGGGGACCUCAGAGUAAAAGCCACCAAUGUCCAAUGGAGUCCAUGCAAGGUGAGAUGGUCAAAUGUUGCCAGGCGCCAAACACUGCAGGAAGCAGCGCUGGAGAUGCUGAGGCAGCCAACUCCCAGGUCCCAGAGGAAGAGGAGCCUGAUGAAGAAGAUCAUAAUGGUGGGACCCCAUGCAAGCGUCCAAGGUUGAGUAUUGCCUCCGCGAAGGCAGAGCUUGACUUGACCAGCUCCCCAUGCCAGUGUAUGGUCCCCAAGCCAUUGUGCCAGAUGUUUAUUCCCUCGGUUGGUCACUCGACAGAGAUUUGCCACAAGGGGCAAAUCCAUUCACUAAAGAUCAAUGACUUCAGGGUUGGAGUCUUCCCUGUACUGCUUCCUCUCCUGCCUUCUUGGCUGUGCCUCCACUCUCUAAGCCUGCAAAGUGCUUGGACCUUUGAGGAGGGUGAUGCGUUGAGCCUGGCAGAGUCUCUCCAGCAGCUGUCUGCUACACCAGGCUGCUCCCUGAUUGAGCUGAGUGUGGGGUCCCUGACCCAUCCUGCUCUCAUGGAGUCUCUGCUGAAUGCAUGCCCCACCCUCAGGUCAUUCUCCAUGGAGAUCCACCCUGUAGCAGAGUACCACAGAGCCCCACUGAGAAGCAUUCCCCAGCCAGCACACCAUGCAGAACUCUCACUGGAGAAGCUGUGUGUGAAAGUACCCAAAUUGAGGACCAGUGUGGAGAGUCUGAUGUGUGUGUUGCUACGCUCUCCUCGCCUCACCUCACUUCACGUCUCAGGAAUCAACAGCUCAACUGGCUUCUCACCCAGCCACCUCCUCAACACAGUGGCAGAGUCUAAUCGCCACCUGAAGGACCUCACCUUGGAGGAUAUCAACCUGUCUGACUGUCACUGUGCAAUCUUCCAGCUACUGGAUAACUACUGUAUGUUGGAAGCGUUGUCAUUGAAGGACUGUCGGCUUCUGGAGAAAUGCAGUGACAAGGAAGAUGUCGUCCGACAGCUGGUUAAUUCUCUCAAAAAGGUUCCAUCUCUCCAGUCUCUCAACUUGGCUCAAAACCGCCUCGCCAAGACUGUGACAGUUUUGGGGGAACUCUUCAAAGGACCCUCACCAAGCACAGUGAAAGAGCUGGACAUUAGCUCCAACUUCAUCCAGCCUCCUGAGCUGCUAGAGUUGGGGAAGUUGUUGGAGACCCACCGUCCUCCCCAGAAACUACUCCUCACCCUGAAGAGCAACCCACUGGACAGAGACAUGGAGCUGAGGGACACGGCUCUGGGCACGCUCAGUCACCUUUGUGACCUCAUCACCGACCACUGGAACUCCAGAGACACCAUGGCUGACCACAUCAGCAUGAUGUGAACUAGGUCUUAGGUCAUGCGAAUGGAGUAGUGUCAAGUUGCCUCUCGGUGCUGAUCUUGGGACAGUUUUCUGAGGAAGGGGAGGCUGGUCCUAGACCUCUAAAUAGGGGACACUUCACCUCGUAACCCUGCGAAUUCUGGGUUGUGUUCAUUAGUAACACUGAAACGUUUUGCAAUGGGAAAAAAAAUAUGAGCAUUGUUUAUUAGACAAGUACAGAUAGUACUUCCCUGAAGUGAACGAACAUUUGCUGCUACCCAAGAGAAGUUACUGGAAAUCUUUUGUAAGGAACUUUUGUAAGGAACAAUAUUUUCCAGUUUACAACACUCAUAUAUAUGUUGCUGUUUUGUAUGUCAAGGCUGUUGCAGGCCUAAUAAGCCAAAAACAAUGUGUUACAUAAAUACAAGUGGCCUUAUAUUUGGCAUUUUAAAUUGUGAAAUAAUGGCAUAAGAGUUUAGUAUCCUAAUUGUUUUUUCAAAGAUCAACAAAUGCACCGUUUCCUUUAUCUUGUUCAGCUGUUCAUUCUGCAUCUUUAUUGUUGAUAUUGUCAUGUUCAUAAUGCAGCAUUUGAUGUAUUUAAGUAGAAAUGUAUUUUGACCCCAUUUGAUUUGGUAACUUUCAGUCUGAUAUCAUAUUAAAACUGCAAACAUUUGUGAU